Molecule: messenger RNA, 1002 nt
Organism: Cryptomeria japonica (Japanese cedar)
Lineage: Eukaryota; Viridiplantae; Streptophyta; Pinopsida; Cupressales; Cupressaceae
Exons: 2
Coding region: 1-1002 (333 amino acids)
Source: RefSeq, a predicted model, not a curated record
AUGCCUCCUCCUAACCCAAAUGCUAACACACCUAGACCUACUCAAUUGCCAGCACAACCUGUGCCUAAUCCAAAUAGUAAAACACAACAACUUGUUUAUUCUAUUAAUCCCAAUCAAUAUCCUGCAUAUGUUGUAAGCAUAAGUGAUAUUCACCUACGAUCAGGGACAACCCUACUAGCACCUUCUUCCCCUGUUAUCACUGAGAUACCUACAAAAGGAGUUGAAAAAGAUAAUUUACCUAGUAUGCUAGUGCCACCCAGUCAGACACAAGAAUCUGAUAUAGCACCUUCAUUCCCUCAAAGGCUUGAGAUGGAAGUAAUAAAGAAAAUGGAGGAACCAAUGUUUGAUCUUAUAGAUCAACUGAAACAUGUCUGUGUCAAAAUUCCCUUGUUCCAAGCUAUUAAAGGUGUCGCCAUCUAUAGCAAAGCUAUCAAAGAGGCUUGUUUAAAGAAACCAGGAAGGAAAAAAAAGGAUCCACAAACAGUUCAUGUGAUAGGUCAAUUGGCUAAUAUAAUGCUUGGGAAGGUCAUUAUUCCUAAGUACUCCAGCCCUAGAAGUCUUGUGGUUAGAAUUGACGACAAUGGAAUACAAGUACAAAAUGCUCUAAUCGACCUUGGUGCAGCAAUCAAUGUAAUGCCAAAAGAUGUCAUGCAGCAUCUAAAUAUUACUACUCUAAGACCUGCCCCUAUAGUCCUGCAGCUGGCAAAUAGCUCUAUUGUUAGACCUAAUGGAGAUAUGACAAUUUCAGAUGGCAUGACAACCAAGAAGCUUGCACUUUAUCCUCCAACAAAACCCCAACUUGAUUUGGAACAACCAGUGUGGCCUAAUAUAGGAGAAGAAGCAGAUGAAGCCAAUUCAGUUGCACAACUUAUGAUGAUAGAUCGAGAUCCUUUCCUGCAACUUCAAGAGGAAAAUGAAAUCCUCUCCAAUAUCCUUCAGAAUCAUUACGGAGCAAUCAAUCAAUUAGAUGGUUGUUCAUCAAGUUUUGCAUGUCCAUUAUAG